AAGCAACCCGUCAUCGCCAUGCAGAUGGCCACCUCGGACGACGACGACGUGUACUUUGACGACUGCCUCGCGCUGCUCACGGGCGAAGCAACUGCUACCGCCCAGGAUGCUACACUGCCCAAGAAGCGCCAGCGCGGCCUAUCGCUUCGGAAAGAGAUCGAGCGCCUCCGUGCCAAGCGUGAUGACCUUGAGGCGCAACUGCAAGCGCUCCAGUCCCAACGCGCUCUCACGCCCACGGCGUCGGCGUGGGCCGCGCGGGCGCAGCGCCAAGCCGUUGCGGCGCAGCACGCAAUGCAUGAACACGCCCGCCUCCAAGAACUUCUACGCGAACAGCUCCGCCUUGUCGCGACGCUCCAACGCGCGUUUGCCCGGAAGCCAAAAGCGUGCAACUUUCCUUGCGCCGCAUCAUGGAAGAUGGCGAAGCUCGGCCCCAAUGGUCGCCGCGAAGACAUGCUGCGGCUAACGCAGCUCCAGUACGACAAGCUCGAGACCGAGUGGAUUCGCCACGGGUUGCACGACUUCGAAACGUCAAAUAGUCCAGAACUGGAGAUCGAUGGCGAUAUCAGCUACCUGCGCUACACGGCCACGAUGCAGGCAUCGGCGCUGCCACCCGAAGACGGGCGGCUCUUGUCGCGACGGUUUCUCGAGCCGACGCGCGCCGUUUUUGUGUGCCGAUCGAUCCACGAAGAUGCCUUGUACCCACCGCGCCCGGCUCCAUUUGUCGGCAACCAGUGCUCGUGGCUGGUGUUGCUCAAGACAGGACCGGAGAAAACCCGGCUACUCUCGUAUGCGAGGCUGACGCCACCUGUGGUGACCACCGACACGGACGAGUUUCUGACACCAAGCAAGUACACGGAGUGUAUGCUUCAGCUGCUCGACCAGUGCGGCACACCACCGAUGCUUCAGAUCACGACGGACACUGACGCCCCCGCCUUGGUGCACCCGAUGGUGCCUCUGGGGGCGACGCGCCGCAUGUCAAGCAAGCGUGAAGACGACCGCCUCUCUCAACCUGCUUUCCUCGCCGACGCAAUCGCGUUGCUCGUGGCUGUCGACGCCAAGCAACCCUUCGAUCAAGCCAAGUUGGACGAGCUCGACGAUAUCCUCACGGCGGUAAACCCUCGCAAGUGGGCGGCCCUCGUGCAUCCCAAAUCGGUGACGGUCAAGUCCCCAAAAGGCUCGGCUAGUCUUGUCGACUGGCGCCUCCAGUGGAAGGAAUACCUUCUCUGCUUGGCUGUCAAGGCCGGCUGCGACGAAGUCGUGCGCCAGCUCGUCGUGCUCGGUGCUACCGGCAGCUAUCCCGUGUGGCAUUUGGAGGAGCUCAUGGAGACACCGUACUCGGCGGUGGUCGUUGCCAUUGCCUAUGGCCGCGCGCCCAUGGCAAUUUUCUUGAUCGAGCAGCUGGCGACGCCGCUCGCUUCGGACAUGAUGGAGCUUUUUCUCUACUAUGCGAUCCAGCACGCAACGCCCCGCACGCCGACCGACGACACCAAGUUGUGCAUUUUGCGCUAUCUUUUGAGCCACGGUGCCGACCCGAACGCGAUCUUGCCGCAGACGCAGCACAAGCUUCGAGCGUACGAGUAUGCACUGCAACGCAAGGCGCUGUCGGCGGCUGUUGCGUGUUUCGAAGCCCGAGCCCCGGUGCAGCUCAAAUUCAAGGGCAAGCACGUCUUGCAGCAUGUCGCGCCCAAGCUCACGCUUCCAGCGGCGCUUAACAUCAUCCUCUCGGACCUUCCGUUCAGCGUCAAGACGACGACAUCGUUUGUCAAUGCAGUCGCGGUCGACACGUCGGUCCUCGAAGACGUCGGCCAACACCAGCACCAUACGUGGACGACGCUUCUCGACUGCUCGCUCAAGCUCCCGGACGGGCUUCGCACGAAUGUGCUCAAGGAGCUAUUUCACCAGCCGAUGUUUGCGUCCUUGGCCAAGACCGAACUCUACUCGCGAUUCUCGCUCUCGAAAGACGAGCAAGGGCGGCGUGCGCUCAGCAUUGCGGACAAGGCAACGCGGUAUUUCUUCUACGACGAGCUCAUGUUUUGUGGCCGGUACGAGCUCUACACGGGGCCGCCAUUGCACCGAAGUGAGAGUGCGAUGGUGGUGUUUGCGACCGACUACCGCCUCUAUCAGCAGCUCUAUGCCAUGUACGCGGUACCGGACGUCGGUCUCGACUGCGCGGCCUUCAAGGCUGCGAGUCAGCACCUUACCAACCACAGCGCCGACAACGAGUCGCUCGACCAUCAACUCAACGAGACGUACGCGCGCUGGGAUAAGGACCACAACCACGCCUUGAGCGAGUUCGAGUGGCUGCGCUAUUGCAGCGAAAGCUUUGGCGAAAAGUACAAAGUCGCGCUCAAGUUCAUGCGCUUCCCCGCCGACUACCGCCGCGAGCUCGCAGCGCGCGACACCACGGUCCUCAACCCGGCGUACAUUGUGCCGCACCUUCCGACCGCGACCCCGGGCGAAAUUGCAUCGGCGCUCGCAAGCUUUGCACCGACCGAGUACCUCGACUUGAGCGACUACAAGCAUCUGAUUGUGAUGCCGCCCGCCGCGCGGUCGCUCGAAGAUGUCUUCCGCAAGGAGCGGCCGUCCGCGACCAAGACGCGCAAGUGCAUGCAGCAAGUGGCAAAGGCGCUGUCGACGCUGCAUGCGGCCAACGUCGUUCACGGCGAUGUGAAAAUGCACAAGGUGCUUCGCCUCGGCGACAGCUUCAAGCUCAUUGACCUCGACGCAUCCUGCCCCCAAGGGCAGCCAGCACUCGGGGCCAAAUUUACCUCGGGGACGCUUCCGCCAGAGUGCUUUUACAAGCUCUCGUCGCCAAAGGAGCAAGAACUGCAUCAAGUGUACUGGGGCACCGCGUGGAAGCACCAGCACAACCAGCGCGAGCUCUGGGCCAAGAUGCAGCCCAGCCCCGACAACGUCGUGAUUCGCGCCUUCUACGGCGACAGCGCCUCCGAUUUGCCACCGCUACCCUAUCCCCUCGUACACGCCACACCAGCGUUUGAUCUCUGGGCGCUCGGAUGCAUGCUUUUCAAGCUCUGCAGUCUCGACAACACGCCGCUUCUUCUGUCCAACCGCGACGAAGACCUCGAGGCGAGCCAGAUGCUCCAAGCGCUGCGCUGGACCGACGACGCCCUUGCCGCCCGCAUUGCCGCCAAGGUACCCCACCCUUUGGCCCGGGACCUCAUUGGCCGCUUGCUGCGCGUUGCGCCAGCGGAUCGACUGCCCUUGGCGGACGUCCUCGACCACCCGUACUUUACGACGCCGGAAUCGACGGGCGCCUCGUCCGACAUGAGUUUUCAGAUCCUCGAAGAAGUCGCCAAGGUCAAAGACAGCUUGACGCGCAGCAUCAACGAGUCGAGCGCGCGCAUUAUUGCCCAUGACGACAGCAACACGGACAAGGUGCUGUCGGCGAUCACGACGUCCAAGAAGACGCUCAUGCACGCCAUGUACGAAGCCACCGAAGUCAACGUCCCAACAAGCUUUGUUCUGCUCCCGUGCAAAGCUGGAGCGAGCGCGCCUGGUCCGCCCGCCAAACUCCAAGACGACAUCCUCAAGUUUGUGACAACACUUGCCAAAACCAAGGCGACCCCCGAGGUCAAAGCCACGUCACUUUUCGACUGCUUUCGCGGCCAAGUCGACGCGAUGGGGUCGCUCAAGAACAAGCUCUUUAUGCAGGAGACCAUGUACCUCUACCUUUUGGACGAAGCGACUGGUGACCUGGCGCCGGUCAAAGGCGUCUACCCGAUUGCGAUUACGACCAAGACUGACGACUAUUUACGCGGCUUUACGCUCCUUCGCGGCGUCGACAAGAUCACCAAGCUCCUCGGCGUCCUGGGGGUGCCAAAGGCAGCGACUGAGAUCGUCGACCGCAUCGAAUCGGUCUUUGGCGAAAUGGAAGGCAACGUCAACAAGCUCAUGCAAGAAGCCAAGGCGACCAAAGAAAUGGUCGGACUUCGCGGCCCGCAGCUCCGGCAGCUCGAAGUGUUCUUUGAGAAGCGCGAUCCCGCAAAAACGUUCUCAGGCCUGCGACGCAUCCCGGGCGAAGACGGCCGCGCAAUCUGGACCGUUCAUGCCGCCAGCGAGUAG
Saprolegnia diclina VS20 is the source of this 4083-nucleotide messenger RNA. RefSeq names its product serine/threonine protein kinase. Gene Ontology annotation, biological process: protein phosphorylation. Lineage: Eukaryota; Oomycota; Saprolegniomycetes; Saprolegniales; Saprolegniaceae. Gene Ontology annotation, molecular function: protein kinase activity; ATP binding. The transcript has 13 exons. The record is from RefSeq and is a predicted model, not a curated record. The coding region runs from base 19 to 4083 and encodes 1354 amino acids.